CUCUUCUUGACUCCUCUCUCGUCUAGAUUCAAGACUGAAACAGCACUGGCUCCUGUACAGGCUGUACUUCAUCCCACUUCUAUCCACUGAAAUCAGUGGCGGGGAUGCCCGUGUAUCUUUCCGAUAGGAUUUAUAUGAUGCCGUUUCUCUUAUCUUAGAUCUGUGGGCUUUCGGGUCUCGCCUUUUCCCUUAUCUGACAUUCGGCCGAGAUCUGGCAGUCGAGAUAAUCCUAUGUCAACUUCAGUGUUUCACAAUUAUACGGUGCAUUAUGGUUGUUAUGAACGUUUUUUUGUAUAAAGUUAUCAAACUUGGCUUAGCUGUUGGUCAACUCCUGACUGUCAUUCUUGAAAUUAUAUCGUUCUUCAUCGUUCUUCGGGCCAACUCUAUCUUGCCUGUUUCCAAUCUCUUACCUCUAAGAGUAACAUCAAAAUGUCUCCUUCAAGGGUCCUUGAAAGCAAGAUGAUAGUGACGCCAAUCAAGCAUGGUUUAGACAAGAAAUGCACCAUGGGAGCAACAGUGACAGGAGUUGACUUGAAUGACAUCUCCAACGAAGACUUGGCUGCACUCAGAGAGGCAACUCACAAGUAUCAGCUUGUUAUGAUCAAGGGUCAACACGAUCUAAAUCCAGUAAAACACUGGGAGCUAGUCACAAGACUGGACCCCGAAGCACCAAACGUUCAUGGUCAUGGAACAGUACAACAAUUCAAGAAAGUGGGAGGUUUGUUGUCGAAUAGAGAAGUUCCAGGCAUCCCAAGUGCUCCCAAUGUCAGACUUAUUGGUAAAGGAUAUCAGGGCGAUGAUCACUACGGAGUCAAAGGGUUUACAGCUUAUGGACCAAGUAACGACUAUCACCGAUACCCACCAUCGGCAGAAUCAUUUGCUGCAGGCAACACCCAAUUCCAGAGAUGGCAUAUCGACGCACCUCUAUAUGAGCGUGAACCGCCACAUUUCACAGCACUUCGCGCAAUCAAAUGUCCUGAGCAAGAAGACAUCCAAGUAAAUUGGGAUGAUGGAAGUGGUUUGAGCAUGAAAGUCAAGCCUGGACAGACAGCUUUCUUCAGCACGAUUCAGCUCUAUGAUUUAUUGAGCGACGAGGAGAAAAUGCUCGCAGAUAACAGCUGGGUUGAGUAUGCCCCCUUCCCAUAUAUGUGGAUUGAGAAGUGUAAGGGUCGGCCGAACGGUCUUGGUUUGGAAAAUGAAGGGUUGGAGCAUAAGAUUGAAGAGAUGCCUGAAUGGGAUCCCGCAAAGAUCAAAACUUAUCCGAUGGUCUGGGUCAAUCCCCUUGGCCAAAAAGCUUUCCAAGUUCAUGGCAUUGCCGUUCGAAAGAUGUUCUUGAAACCUACACCUACCAGCGAAGUCGAAGUGGUUGAGGAUGUCACUAGGAUCAGGAAGUUUAUUCUCAGCUGGCAAGAGCGCAUUCUUCGCCCUGAGUACAUUAUGAUGACUCCCGUGGAGAACGGUGAUGUGCAAAUGUGGGACAACUGGAGUGUCUUCCACAGCGCAGUGGACUACCCCGACAAGUAUGGUAUUAGAACUAUGCACCAAGCCAACUUGGGAGCCUCGGAUAGCCCUGUGGGGCCCGUUCCAAUCCCAGUUUCUGUAUCUUAAAUAUAUCCUCUACCAUAUUUCAGAUAACCUAGUUCAUGCAAAACAAUUUCCCCUACUUUAGGUCGUGAGCUAUUUCAUUCAAACUGUGCACCUCAUGUGA
Molecule: messenger RNA, 1708 nt
Organism: Cadophora gregata
Lineage: Eukaryota; Fungi; Ascomycota; Leotiomycetes; Helotiales; Ploettnerulaceae
Exons: 6
Coding region: 430-1608 (392 amino acids)
Molecular function (GO): oxidoreductase activity
Source: RefSeq, a predicted model, not a curated record